Scleropages formosus (Asian bonytongue) is the source of this 1905-nucleotide messenger RNA. Its product is annotated as isthmin-1-like. The coding region runs from base 130 to 1428 and encodes 432 amino acids. Lineage: Eukaryota; Metazoa; Chordata; Actinopteri; Osteoglossiformes; Osteoglossidae. The record is from RefSeq and is a predicted model, not a curated record. The transcript is spliced from 6 exons.
GUGGCUCCUCAGCAGUGCUGCAGCUCCUGGUCCUGUACGGAUCCAGAGAUCGGGGUCUCCUCACCUGGGCCCGUGUCUCGGGGCCCUGCAUCUCCCCCGCAGACUCGCAAAGCCGACCGCCUGAGGAGGAUGGUUCGGUUGGCCGCGGAGAUGCUCCUGCUCGUGGGACUUCUCACCUUGACCGUGCACAUCACAGUGAUGAGGAGCAGCCCAGUACAACAUGGAAAUGUGACCUUCACCAUGGACCAGAACACCGUACAGUCCGAGGAUGAAGUCAAUGGGGAGAGCUUAUCAGCCCGCUUGUCCUCAGACCAACAGGCACCAUCACAGCCCAUUGCCCAGGCCCCAGGCACCUUCCUCCUGGACCUCCACAACCUUCCUGACCUUUCCACAGCAGACAUGAACAGGGAGAACCCUAACAUUCAGGUGACCAUCGAGGUGGUGGAUGGCUCUGAUGGGCCAGAACCAGACAUGGGGAUCCACAAGGAGACUGAGCCCAACUGGGCCUUUCCGAGCUGGAGGAACUGGUGGAGCCGCACAUCGUCUGCCGUGGCCGCCCCUCGGAGAGCGGACAAUAUCCGGGGCGCUGGCUACAAUGGCAGCCCUGAAGAGGGCAACUUCCUGAAGCCGCUGUGGGGACAAAACCGGCAUGAGGGCAAGGUUCAGGCAGAGUAUGAUGACAUGGAUGGGGAGGGUGACUGGACCAGCUGGUCAGCCUGCAGCGUGUCCUGCGGCAGCGGGAACCAGAAACGUACCCGGUCCUGCGGCUAUGCCUGCACGGCAACUGAGUCUCGCACCUGCGACACAGCCAGCUGUCCCGGUGUAGAAGAUGCUUUCAGAACUGCUGCUACGGAAGUGAGCCUACUUGCGGGAACGGAUGAGUUCAACGCUACAGAGCUUUUUGGUGUUGACACAGACAGCUGUGAGAGAUGGAUGAACUGCAAGAGUGAGUUCCUCAGGAAGUACUUGCUGAAGGUGGUGAGCGACCUGCCCAGCUGCCCCUGCUCCUACCCAACCGAGGCAGCCUAUGGCACGACGGUCAUCCACGAUACUGCCACACGCAGGGACUUCCGCUGGAAGGACGCCAGCAGUCCCAAGGAGAAACUGGAGAUCUAUAAGCCCACGGCGCGCUACUGCAUCCGUUCGGCGCUGACUCUAGAGUCGGCCACGCUGGCCGCCCAGCACUGCUGCUACGAUGACAACAUGAGACUAAUAACUCGUGGGAAGGGUGCAGGAUCGCCUAAUCUCAUCAGCACCGAGUUCUCUGAGGAUCUGCACUACAAGGUGGAUGUCCUGCCAUGGGUCAUCUGCAAGGGCGACUGGAGCCGGUACAACCAGGCACGGCCACCCAACAAUGGCCGGAGCUGCCACGAGAACCCAGCAGAUGAGGACUACCGCAAACAAUGCGAAGAGGCCAGGGAGUUCUGAGCUUCCUUGUAAUAAACAUGUGGAGGCAACUUGACUGAGAAACUUUUUCACUGGGCCGUCCCUUUUGAUAUACUGACAGUAAUUUACUUUUAAAGAAACAGCAGCAAAAGGUACAAAGCUUUGCCAAACAUCUAUAUACUAUACAGUAUAUAUAUCAAUGUGCAUACACACGGAAGAAAUAAACUCAAGAAUGGACGUUAAAAAAAAACGAAGCAACACCAAAAUCAGCCAUGAUAGUUUUUUUUUUUCAUGGUAUGAAAAAUAACUUUAAGAGAAAUCUCACAGAUUCUGUAGAUAAUUUUGAACACUACCUUAAAAUACAUGCAAACAUAUGCACAUACAUGCAUAAUAAAUACAUACAUAAUGUCAAGGGCCAGAGGGAUGAAAACAGAUGAACAGAUACCCUCCCAUUGUUUUACACAAAAACAUGGCCUCCAUUGCUUCUUUUUACUGCAAUUGUCAUAGGAAACAGCAAGG